AUGUUUGAGAAGUCUCUGGUCGACCUCAUCCGUGGCCUCCGGGGCCACAAAGGCAAUGAGGCCGAAUACAUCCAAAGCGCUCUCAAAGAGUGUCGGACGGAGAUACGAUCGCAGGACCUCGACGUCAAAGCCACGGCACUGUUGAAACUCAUUUAUCUGGAAAUGUUUGGAUAUGACAUGACGUGGGCGGCAUUCAACGUCCUGGAAGUCAUGGCGUCGCCCAAGAUCAUGCAGAAACGGGUGGGCUACUUGGCCGCCGUCCAGACCUUUCGACCAGACACAGAGGUGUUGAUGUUGGCCGAGAACCUGUUGAAAAAGGAUCUCACAUCUCCAUCGAUCCCUGUCUUGACACUUCCUAUCAUCACUCUCCCACAUAUUGUUACCUCUUCCUUGGCACUAUCCAUUUUAUCCGACCUUCUACCUCGCCUCUCGCAUUCUCAACCUGCCGUGCGAAAGAAAACCAUUGUUGCCUUAUAUAGGCUUGCCUUGGUGUACCCCGAGACGUUGCGAGUGGCCUGGCCGAAAAUCAAGGAGCGGCUUCUGGACGAGGAAGAAGACAGCAGCGUUACUGCCGCCACUGUCAAUGUGGUCUGCGAACUGGGAUGGCGCAGACCGCAAGACUUCCUGCCACUGGCCCCCAGACUCUUCGACCUCUUGCUAGCCCAGAAGAACAAUUGGAUGGGCAUCAAGAUUAUCAAACUUUUUGCCGUUCUGACCCCGCUUGAACCCAGGCUGGUCAAGAAGCUGGUCCGUCCAUUGACGAAAUUGAUUCAAGAGACCACGGCCAUGUCUCUGCUCUACGAAUGUAUUAGCGGAAUCAUACAAGGAGGAAUCCUCGAUAUGGCUGAUAGCGGAGUUGAUGUGGAAGAGGUGGCCGACCUCUGCAUCUCCAAACUACGAGGCAUGAUCGUUCUGGACGGCGACCCGAAUCUGAAAUACGUGGCUCUUUUAGCAUUCAACAAGAUUGUGGGAUCGCACCCGGCUUUGGUAUCCAUGCAACAAGACGUGAUCAUGGCCUGCUUGGAUGACCCAGACAUUUCAAUCAAGAUGCAAGCGUUGGAGCUGGUGUCAGGAAUGGUCAACAGUGAUAGUUUGCAAGGGGUGGUGGAUCGACUGAUGAAACAGUUGGCGAAUUCCCCAUCUGCCAACGCCGAUGUGUCGAACGGCCACUCUGAAGAAGGCCAGACGGACAUGGAACAAAGGUUGAUUCCGGACAAACGCGGAUCCGAGAACACGCCUCUUUCGGACGACUACCGUGCGGAAAUCAUCAGCCGAAUCCUGGCGAUGGGCUCGCACAACACCUACGCCAACAUUACCGAUUUUGAAUGGUACAUCGAGAUCCUGGUGCAUCUCGUGCGACACCUUCCUGCCGAGCAGAACAAUGCGUUCCCGUCAAGGACAGCCUUGGAAGAUGACAACACCUCAUUAGGAGCACAAGUUGGGGCCCAACUCGUCGACAUCGCAGUCCGAGUCAAGGAACUCCGACCAGAAACCACGCGAGCCGCCGAGACGCUCGUGCUCCUGUCCAAUCGUGUAAUAGCAUAUCCCAGGCAUGGGUCUGGCCAAAACCAAGUCCUGAGGUCUGCCGCCUGGAUAUGCGGCGAGUUCGCGGCCUACUUGUCAAACCCGUACGAGGUGGUCAACUCGUUGAUCCACGAGUCAUCCGAGACCUUCAGCGCGAGCACGCUUGCCAUUUUCGUGCAGGCCAUCCCCAAAAUCAUCUCGCAUAUAGCAGUGGCCGCGAGUCGGGAGUGGAAUGUGUCGCGGGGUUCGACAAUGUCUCUGCUACUGGCGCGGACUACAGAGUUCCUGGAAAAGCUGUCGAGCCACCCGAACCUCGACGUGCAAGAAAGAAGCGUCGAGUUUCUCGAACUGUUGCGUCUCAUCUCGGAAGCACUUUCUUCUCAAUCUCAAUCCGGCGACAGCACUCAACCUCCUCUUCUUCUGACAUCCGCCAUGCCCAAUCUCUUCUCCGGGAUGGAACUAAACCCAGUGUCUGCGGCCGCUCAGAAGAAGGUUCCCCUGCCAGAGGACCUGGACCUCGAUGCACCCAUCAACCCGGACCUUCCAUCCAUUCUACAAGCGUCACAGGUGGCUGACGCGGACGACGAUUCAGCCGACGAUGCAUUCCAUUCAUUCUACCACGACCGUGAGCCUACCGUUUCUACGACAAUUACAUCGCUGCAUUCCCAUUCCGCUUCCACGGCGAUGGCCGAGCACUCUGCGGAAGCCGAGCCCAUCUCAUACCAAGCGGCACCCGAGUCUCCCGCGACGCUUGCACGACGGAAAGCCGAGAGGAUGGCCAGAAACAAAGACGAUCCAUUCUACAUUGCCCCAUCCGAGGGGGACCACCCCAGGUCUCGUCUUCACGACAUGAUCCACAAAUCCAACGGCGACGACGAACUAGACGUAGACUCAAUCCCCAUCAUUGACCUGCAAAUCGACCCCUCGCAAACCACAGCCACCACACACCAUCAUCAUCACAGCAAAUCCGACCUCGACCCCCAAUUAUCAGCCGGGAGAACAAAGAAGAAGAAGAAACCUGUGCGCCAAUUCGUCGUCGCCGCAGACGAAACGAUAGACGAUGGUGCCGGGUCCACAGAAGCCAAUGUGCCAGCACAUCAUUCUCAUUCUCACACACACUCGCUGUCGGCAUCGCAUCCGACCUCUCCGUCUCCCACGCCGCCCAUGGUUUCUUACCGUCCCCGCUCACAUAGUCCACACACGUCAGCAUUCGGAGCUGGCCUCGUCGGCUCCGGACAUGGCAUCGGCGUCGGCAUCGGCGGCAGGUCUUCGGCAACCCGGCCCACAAGGACUUUGUUAACAGUCGACUCGUCUACGCUUGAAAAACUCAGUCUCGAAGGCACCCAGGCGGAGACAGAGUCGGAGAUCCUCCGUCGCGAAGCCGAAGAAGCCGAAAUGGCGGCGGCCCUCAGAGAAAUCGAGCGCAAACGGCUGGAAAUGCAACGUGAGGCCGAGCGGCAGCGGACCGUGGUGGGUGAAGGAGUCGAUCUUGAGGGGACUGUGGUGCGGCGGAAGAAGAAGAAGAAGGCGACGACGACGGCGACGACGACGGCGACGACGACCAAAACGAAAACAAAGAACAAGUCGGUGACGUUGGACUUACAACAACAGGGCGAAGGUGGGGAAGAGCAGCAACGAAUUGAAGCCACAGAAGGUGACGCAGUGGGAGAUGAAAGUUCCGGCGUCGCUGUCGUUGCCAAACCGAAGAAAAAGAAGAAAGUCGUCAAGACGGAAACGAAGGAGCCGGAAAGCGUGGACGACGACAAUGACAAUAGCAAUAGCAAUAGCAACCGCAAUCGCAAGAAGGCCAACGACUUGGACGUGGCCGUGGCCGUGGGUGUUGCUCACGCCGGCGAAGAUGCUGCAGCCCAGAGCUGA
Exophiala dermatitidis NIH/UT8656 is the source of this 3402-nucleotide messenger RNA. RefSeq names its product pepsin A. NCBI's taxonomy places the organism in Eukaryota, Fungi, Ascomycota, Eurotiomycetes, Chaetothyriales, Herpotrichiellaceae. The transcript has a single exon. Gene Ontology annotation, biological process: Golgi to vacuole transport; protein targeting to vacuole. Bases 1 to 3402 code for a protein of 1133 amino acids. The record is from RefSeq and is a predicted model, not a curated record. Gene Ontology annotation, cellular component: AP-3 adaptor complex; membrane coat; endosome membrane.